AUGCCCCGAGUCAGAAGUACUCGUAGUGGUAAAUUGGGUAUUAAUCCCCUACUGUUUGAUUCUAAGCUUAACGUCUAUAAUGUGUCUUUGUCAUUUGAUACGCGACAAAAAACAAUCAUUUUUUUUACUUCCAAGAAGAGAUCGAGGAAUAUUGAGACCGAGAACACAGCACACGUGUUACGCAAUAGCCUUAUAUAUUCGACGUACGAUCUCGAAUUGGAAUCCUUUCCACCAGCUUCAUAUAAUGCCUCUCGCAUCGACUUAGUUGGCGUCCUGCUAAUGUUAUUACCAAUCGGCUUGUUCAUACCACUAGCAUCCUUGACCGGUCACUACGCCGAUAUCAAUCAAAUUGGAAUCGCAAACACAUUAUACAUGGCCUCCUGUGUUGCAUGGUUAGUAUUUGGCAUCUUUUAUCUGACAGGAUCAAUGUUAUUUUGGAACCGGUUUAUCGCUUCUGUAGGAAACGUUGACUAUACAACAAUUGGAAAGAAAUUAACCGCCGCUUUGAAACUUCUUUCUGCAUGCUUUUUCUUGGUGGUAGUUCCGUUGUACGAUGUAUUUUACAGAUCUCACACAGUCUGGGAUUAUGGUGCAGAUAUUGUUUACCUUGUAAUUGGGGAUUACUUUGUGCCUCUUCUCAUACACAUAACCCAAUGGACGAUAAUUUACAAUACCUUCGUGUCCGAACCUGCGAAAGUAUCAUCUGUAAAUAUACAAGAGGAAAAAGGUGAUGAUGAUUAUUAUGAAGCAGAUUACUCGUUGAACUCAGGAUAUAAUAGUUCAACCAUGCCUUCACGAAAUGACCCGUCGCAACCUCAGAAUUCUCAUAACAAUAUUUUUUCAUUAAAACCGAGGCGGGCAACUUCCAUGCAUGAUACUAUGAAUGCCAAUUCAUUUUUCUUCAAUUCGGAACGGACAAAAAGUGAACAUAAAUAUAGUGAAUCGCGGCAUUCGAUCAAUUCAUUCUCUGACAGUACAACCUUAAGCACAGUCAGCACUUAUGGAUAUAGUAAUGGUUCCGGGAGUAAUAUCAAAAAGGAGUUGGUGAAGAAACACCAGUCGGCGAUAGUUAAUAUAUAA
Messenger RNA from Acaulospora colombiana, 1080 nucleotides. NCBI's taxonomy places the organism in Eukaryota, Fungi, Glomeromycota, Glomeromycetes, Diversisporales, Acaulosporaceae. The record is from the annotation of a GenBank genome assembly.